Delphinapterus leucas (beluga whale) is the source of this 3000-nucleotide messenger RNA. The record is from RefSeq and is a predicted model, not a curated record. Lineage: Eukaryota; Metazoa; Chordata; Mammalia; Artiodactyla; Monodontidae.
UACGUGUUCACCUGCGUCAACCAGACCGCGGAGCAGCAGGAGCUGGAGGACGAGCAGCGGCGGCUAUGCGACAUCCAGCCCUUCCUGCCCGUCCUGCGCCUGGUGGCCCGCGAGGGUGACCGGGUGAAGAAGCUCAUCAACUCGCAGAUCAGCUUGCUGAUCGGCAAAGGCCUCCACGAGUUUGACUCCUUGCAAGACCCGGAGGUGAAUGACUUCCGAGCCAAGAUGCGCCAGUUCUGCGAGGAGGUGGCCGCGCACCGGCAGCAGCUGGGCUGGGAGGCCUGGCUGCAGUACAGCUUCCCCCUGCAGCUGGAGCCCUCAGCGCGGAGCUGGGGGCCGGGCACCCUGCGCGUCCCCAACCGGGCCCUGCUCGUCAACGUCAAGUUCGAGGGCAGCGAGGAGAGCUUCACCUUCCAGGUGUCCACCAAGGAUGUGCCCCUGGCACUGAUGGCCUGCGCACUCCGGAAGAAGGCCACGGUGUUCCGGCAGCCGCUGGUAGAGCAGCCCGAGGACUACACACUACAGGUGAACGGGAAGCACGAGUACCUGUACGGCAGCCACCCCCUCUGCCAGUUCCAGUACAUCUGCAGCUGCCUGCACAGCAGGCUGACCCCCCACCUGACCAUGGUGCACUCCUCUUCCAUCCUCGCCAUGCGGGACGAGCAGAGCAACCCCGCCCCCCAAGUCCAAAAGCCACGCGCCAAACCGCCCCCCAUUCCUCUGAAGAAGCCCGUCUCCGUGUCCCUGUGGUCCCUGGAACAGCCUUUCUGCAUCGAGCUGAUCCAGGGCAGCAAAGUGAAUGCCGAUGAGCGGAUGAAGCUGGUGGUGCAGGCCGGCCUCUUCCAUGGCAACGAGACGCUGUGCAAGACGGUGUCCAGCUCGGAGGUGAGCGUGUGCUCAGAGCCUGUGUGGAAGCAGCGGCUGGAGUUCGACAUCAGCAUCGGCGACCUACCGCGCAUGGCCCGCCUCUGCUUCGCGCUCUACGCCGUGAUCGAGAAGGCCAAGAAGGCUCGCUCCACCAAGAAGAAGUCCAAGAAGGCGGACUGCCCCAUCGCCUGGGCCAACCUCAUGCUGUUUGAUUACAAGAACCAGCUCAAGACCGGCGAGCGCUGCCUCUACAUGUGGCCCUCCGUCCCAGACGAGAAAGGGGAGCUACUGAACCCCUGUGGGACCGUGCGGAGUAACCCCAACACUGAGAGCGCAGCCGCCCUGGUCAUCUUUCUCCCUGAGGUGGCCCCCCACCCUAUAUACUACCCUGCCCUGGACAAGCAGCUACAGCUGCGGGAGAUCCUGGAGCGCCGGGGCUCCGGGGAGCUGUACGAGCACGAGAAGGACCUGGUGUGGAAGAUGCGGCACGAGAUCCAGGAGCACUUCCCCGAGGCGCUGGCCCGCUUGCUGCUGGUCACCAAGUGGAACAAGCACGAGGACGUGGCCCAGAUGCUCUACCUGCUGUGCUCCUGGCCCGAGCUGCCCGUCCUGAGCGCCCUGGAGCUGCUGGACUUCAGCUUCCCUGACCGCCACGUGGGCUCCUUUGCCAUCAAGUCCCUGCGGAAACUGACGGACGACGAGCUUUUCCAGUACCUGCUGCAGCUGGUGCAGGUGCUCAAGUACGAGUCCUACCUCGACUGCGAGCUGACCAAAUUCCUGCUGGACCGGGCCCUGGCCAAUCGCAAGAUCGGCCACUUCCUCUUCUGGCACCUGCGCUCCGAGAUGCACGUGCCCUCGGUGGCCCUGCGCUUUGGCCUCAUCAUGGAGGCCUACUGCAGGGGCAGCACCCAUCACAUGAAGGUGCUGAUGAAACAGGGGGAAGCGCUGAGCAAGCUGAAAGCCCUGAACGACGUCGUCAAAGUGAGCUCCCAGAAGACCACCAAGCCCCAGACCAAGGAGCUGAUGCACCUGUGCAUGCGCCAGGAGACCUACCUGGAGGCCCUCUCCCACCUGCAGUCCCCACUCGACCCCAGCACCCUGCUGGCUGAAGUCUGCGUGGAGCAGUGCACCUUCAUGGACUCCAAGAUGAAGCCCCUGUGGGUCAUGUACAGCAAUGAGGAGGCGGGCAGCGAUGGCACCGUGGGCAUCAUCUUUAAGAAUGGGGACGACCUCCGCCAGGACAUGCUGACCCUGCAGAUGAUCCAGCUGAUGGACGUUCUGUGGAAGCAGGAGGGCUUGGACCUGAGGAUGACCCCUUACGGCUGCCUCUCCACCGGGGACCACACAGGCCUCAUCGAGGUGGUGCUUCACUCAGACACCAUCGCCAACAUCCAGCUGAACAAGAGCAACAUGGCGGCCACGGCUGCCUUCAACAAGGAUGCUCUGCUCAACUGGCUCAAGUCCAAGAACCCUGGGGAGGCCCUGGAUCGAGCCAUUGAGGAGUUCACCCUCUCCUGCGCUGGCUACUGUGUGGCCACAUACGUGCUGGGCAUCGGCGAUCGGCACAGCGACAACAUCAUGAUCCGAGAGAACGGGCAGCUGUUCCACAUUGAUUUCGGCCACUUUCUGGGGAAUUUCAAGACCAAGUUUGGAAUCAACCGUGAGCGAGUCCCAUUCAUCCUCACCUAUGACUUUGUGCACGUGAUCCAGCAGGGGAAGACGAAUAAUAGUGAGAAAUUUGAAAGGUUCCGGGGCUACUGUGAAAGGGCCUACACCAUCCUGCGGCGCCACGGGCUGCUCUUUCUCCACCUCUUUGCUCUCAUGCGGGCGGCAGGCCUGCCUGAGCUCAGCUGCUCCAAAGACAUCCAGUACCUCAAGCUUCCAGUGGAGAAGGCCAAGCCGCCUGCCUUCGGGGCCAAGACCUCCGGGCUCAAGUUGGCAUCUUAUUUUGAGGAUGGGGCGGGGCGGGGGCCGCCUUGGUUGGGGUCGGAACGAAGAGCUCUUCCCGGGGGAGGUGCUGGGUGGCGCCCUCCUGGCUCCCUUGGUGCAGUUCUCUUAGGAGGGAGCGUUACCUGCCCAGAGAGGGUGGAGGUGCAGGGAGACGGGGCUCCCUGCUGAGCAGGGCCCAGGCCC